AUGUCUAGUGUAGUUGUUUCAACAGGUACAGAUACCGUUAAUGGAGGUGCUGAAAAGACUGUUUCUAAAAAUUUAACCACUCGUGAUACUUAUGGUAAAGCUUUCAAAGUUCCUGAUUAUACUAUCAAAGAUAUUUUAUCCGCUAUUCCAAAACAUUGUUACGAGAGAUCAUUGAUCAGAUCCUUGGGUUACGUCGUCAGAGAUAUCACUUGUAUGUGUUUGAUCUCUUAUGCUGGUAGUAAUUUAAUUCCUAAAGUUGAAAUCGAUCAAUAUGAACAAUUAUCAAAGGUUUUAAGAGGUGGAUUAUGGUGUUUACAAAGUUAUUUGAUUGGAUUAUUUGGGUUCGGUUUAUGGAUUUUAGCUCAUGAAUGUGGUCAUGGUGCCUUUUCUGAUUACAAAAAUGUUAAUGAUUUCAUCGGUUGGGUUUUACACAGUUAUUUAAUGGUUCCUUACUUUUCUUGGAAGUUUUCUCAUUCUAAACAUCAUAAAGCUACUGGUCAUUUAACUAGAGAUAUGGUUUUCAUUCCUUACACUAAAGAAGAAUAUAAAAAAGCUCACAAUGUUUCAAAACUCAGUGAAAUCAUGGAAGAUUCACCAAUUAGAACUUUAUUAGGAUUAAUUUUCCAACAAAUUGGUGGUUUACAAUUAUAUUUAGCUACUAAUGCUACUGGUCAAGAAUUAAAAGAAUAUUCUAUGCCAUACAAAUCUCAUUACAAUCCUACCAGUCCAAUUUUUGAAAAAAAUCAAUUCUGGUAUAUUGUUUUGUCAGAUAUUGGUAUCAUUUCAACCAUUUUAAUGGCUUAUAAUUGGUAUAAAUACGAUGCUUUCCAUAUGCUCAUCAACUGGUUUAUGCCUUGGUUAUGGGUUAAUCAUUGGUUAGUUUUUGUUACUUUCUUACAACAUACUGAUCCAACUAUGCCUCAUUAUAAAGAUCAUGAAUGGAAUUUUGCUAGAGGUGCUGCUGCUACUAUUGAUAGAGAUUUCGGUUUCAUUGGUCAACAUAUCUUCCACGAUAUUAUUGAAACUCACGUUUUACAUCAUUACGUUUCAAGAAUUCCAUUCUAUAAUGCUAGAGAUGCUACCAAAGCUAUUAAAGAAGUUAUGGGUGAUCAUUAUAGAUACGAUGGAUCAUCCAUGUGGAAAGCUUUAUGGGAUUGCAGCAGAGCUUGUCAAUUCGUUGAUGAUGAAGAUGUUGACGGUGUUAUGAUGUUCAGAAACGUCAAUGGUGUUGGUGUCAAACCAUCAGAUUAG
Yamadazyma jaroonii is the source of this 1251-nucleotide messenger RNA. NCBI's taxonomy places the organism in Eukaryota, Fungi, Ascomycota, Pichiomycetes, Serinales, Debaryomycetaceae. The record is from the annotation of a GenBank genome assembly.